CCGAGAGGGGCAUCUUCACCAGACAAGUCUCCCGGCAGAUGUUACCCAGACAAGCUUCCCCAAGCUUUGCCCCCAAAAGCUUGGUGGAUCUGGGGUUCGCUUCUCCAGGUUCCAGUGCUCGUUGGAGCUUCUUGCUCCAAACAACCACGGAAUAACGGUCAGCGAAGCGCUCAUAUGGCGGAGAAAUUACUCGCGUCAUUCAUCAGCCUUCCCCGCAGAGAAACCUACCUUAAGGCAGCCGAGGUGAUGCGGGUUGGGGGAUUAAAUACCCCUCAACCUUGCAUCGCGAAGCCAAGAUGAUGGGUGCAAUCAAGCUUCUGCCCAAGACCUUGGCACCGCCACAAUGAAGUCGCUUGCGUUCCUCCUUUCCGUUACCGCCUCCUUGGCCUCGGCAACUGCCAUUGCCCUAGGGAGUGAUGCUUCGAGUGUCUUCGUCCCGGAAGGCGCCUCGAUAUCCCUUCCCCGCGCGCUGACGUCCAACAGCCAUCACAAGCAGAAGGACAACUGGGGUAACGCUGUGGAACAAGACCGGAAGAAGGUCACCAUACGCGCAUCCAAGCACGACCGUGACGACAUCAGCGACGACUUCUUGUGGGCCCUCAAAAAGGCAAAUCAUGGCGGCCUUGUGUACUUGGAAACGGGGAAGAAAUAUGUCAUUGGCAAGAAGCUGGACUUGACCUUCUUGAAGGAUGUGUACGUGAAGAUUGAUGGCGAGCUGAAGUUCACCAACGACAUUGAAUACUGGCAAGACAACAACUUUUACUACCCAUUCCAGAAGAGUAUCACAUUCUGGGUCUGGGGUGGAAAGGACAUCAAGAUCUACGGCUCCGGGGUCAUCAAUGGCAACGGCCAAGCUUGGUGGGAUGGCUUCUCGGGCGCUGAGAUUCUCGACCCCAACAACAAAUACUACCGGCCUAUCCUCUUCCUUACCGACAAUGCCACCAACGUCGAGGUGAACGGGCUGCACCUCAAGGACUCGCCAUGCUGGACCAACUUCUUUGUCCGGACCAACAACGUGGUUUUCGACAACGUCUACAUCUCGGCCGUUUCCACAAACGCAUCAUCCCUCCCCAAGAACACCGACGGCUUCGAUUCGCUCAACGUCGACGGCCUGACCGUCCUCAACACGCGCGUCAACGUGGGCGACGACUGCUUCUCCCCGAAGCCCAACACGACCAACAUCCUGGUGCGCAACCUCUGGUGCAACGGCACACACGGCGUGAGCAUGGGCAGCAUCGGGCAGUACCCCGGAGUGAUGGACUUCAUCUCGAACGCGUUGCUCGAGAACAUCACGCUCGUCAACGGCGAGAACGGGGCGCGGCUCAAGGCGUGGGCCGGGCCCAAUGUCGGGUACGGCUACAUGCGCAACAUCACGUACAAGGACAUCCGGGUCGAGAACACCGACAACCCCAUCGUGCUGGACCAGUGUUACUUCAACAUCAACGCAUCGACUUGCGCGGCGUACCCGAGCCGGGUCAACAUCACCGACGUCAAGUUCCUCAACGUCCGCGGGAGCAGCAGCGGCAAAGAGGGCAGGGUGGUGGCGGACCUGACGUGCAGUCCCGGUGCGACGUGCAGCGGGAUCCACUUGGAGAACAUCAACAUCACCAGUCCGAAGGGGGAGCCGCAGAUUGUGUGCGACAAUAUUCAGGGGGACGUGGGAGUGGACUGUAUCCCCGCGAGCGAGGCAGACUUCUAGAGUCGCGGAAAGACGGUGAUAGCCAUGUAGGAACAUUUAGGAAGUGGAUAGAGGUGAUGAUUCUGGCAUUUGCUUCUCUGCGCGCUCUCCGACUGCUCCUGAUUCAAUCAGCUGCCUUCAGACUCUGAAGAGUAGACCGGCUGCCACGUCGAUACUCAAGCGGAAGAGACAGGAUCGGGCGAACAUAGAAUAAAUAAUGAUAAAGCUGUAAACCGAGCC
Parathielavia appendiculata is the source of this 1918-nucleotide messenger RNA. Its product is annotated as glycoside hydrolase family 28 protein. The record is from RefSeq and is a predicted model, not a curated record. Bases 344 to 1699 code for a protein of 451 amino acids. The transcript is spliced from 5 exons. NCBI's taxonomy places the organism in Eukaryota, Fungi, Ascomycota, Sordariomycetes, Sordariales, Chaetomiaceae. Gene Ontology annotation, molecular function: polygalacturonase activity. Gene Ontology annotation, biological process: carbohydrate metabolic process.